AGGCUGCCCAGAAUAUUCAAGAAAGCUCCGUGGGGACACGCUCGUUCCGCGCAAGUGAUCACCCUUGAUACCCGACGUCUCGCGUUGCAGCCCAAUAACCUUGUACUCCGAGUCGUAAAGUACACAGGGAGCAACCAUACAGUCUGGGGUGCGACGAAGUUGACGUCGGGUGGAAUCAGCGGGUCUACCAUGACCUAUCGGCCGCUCUACGUUCGUCUCGAAAUCCCUGUUGCUCUGGCAGCCCAUAUUCCGACAAACAUGUGUCACAGCGCCUUGUUUCUAGCACCCCUGAACCUUGUUCACCGUUCUGUCGUUCUGUUGGGACUCGCUGCGCCCAAGGAUACUAGGAUUUGGUCACCAUCUAGGCACGAACGAAACUUACCACUGUUUGCGCCCCGCAGAGCCGUCGGCACCUCCGUAGGCGCACUCGGCACUCGGUCCUUUCCCAACAACCUCCGUCCCGCUAGGCACACCUAGCCACGUUUUCGACGAGCGACAGCGAUCGAAUGGCUAGAUCUGCGCGCACUCAUAAGCUUGUUAUUGGCGCUCCCUAUGAUAGCGGGACCAGCAGCACGUGUGGGAAGGGCACGAUGAUACGGACUGCCGAUGUCAGUGCAAUUCAAUCCAAGUGAGC
Messenger RNA from Fomitopsis serialis, 634 nucleotides. RefSeq lists its product as uncharacterized. The record is from RefSeq and is a predicted model, not a curated record. Lineage: Eukaryota; Fungi; Basidiomycota; Agaricomycetes; Polyporales; Fomitopsidaceae. The transcript is spliced from 3 exons. The coding region runs from base 259 to 477 and encodes 72 amino acids.